This is a messenger RNA of Verruconis gallopava, 1898 nucleotides long. RefSeq lists its product as uncharacterized. The record is from RefSeq and is a predicted model, not a curated record. Lineage: Eukaryota; Fungi; Ascomycota; Dothideomycetes; Venturiales; Sympoventuriaceae. The transcript has a single exon. Bases 222 to 1622 code for a protein of 466 amino acids.
CAGCUGAGUUUUUGUGGCAAGCCUGCCCCAUCGACUUUUCGAUCAUCUCGCUUCGAGAAGCAUAUCAGCUAUAUCUCAUCCUCUUACAGUACCCUUCAGCUACAAGCCGAUACCCAUCCUGCCGAUAGAAUUCCCGGUGGUUGCUACGAUGUCCGCUCGCAGAUGACCAUUUCUCCCUUGCCUAUUGAGUUCGCCUUAUACACACGAACUUUGCUGCCGAGAUGGGAUUCUUAACUUUGCCACGAGAAUGGGAAGGCCAACAUGAGGCCUUUCCAGCCCACCCUCCACAGUUUGACGGUCGAGGAUUGCUUUCAGGCAGCGGAGUAGUUGUCCUGCUUGGUUCGAUCGGCGGCGUGGCAUUAAAUCUCAGUCGAGCUCUUCGUCGGAAGCCACUCAGCUUGGCUGUUUUGAACGGAAUUGGCCUCUGCACAAUCCCGUCCAUACCAAUUGAUAUCAUAAUAGAAGAAAGAGGACGGCGGGGAUGUAUUGAGGAUAUCCGGGCUAUUCUCAAAGCCGACAACAAAACGCUCCCACCCCGGAAGUAUAUCAAGUUCACCAAAGAGAACACACCCGAAACCACUGCAGUAAUCUGUGGAGGACUUGCCGUACUUGGGCUACUUGCAUACCGCCGUGCGCCUAAUGGCCCCAAGGCUGGCGUCCUCUCAGUGCUUGGCGCGUUCAGCGCCGGCUCUUUCUUUGGAACGCAAUUGUCUAACAAUGCGCAAAAGAAAUUGAACGGUGCUGCUAUGAUGAAGUAUCAGAUUGCUUGUCUGAAAGGCAGUCAAAUAUACUCCGAGAGGACUCGAAAGCCUCCAGAUGAAUGGUUGUAUGAGAGCAUAGCUGGGUUGGGCCAAGGUAUCUCAAGACACCAAGAUUCGAAUCCGUGGUCUUUGCUCAGAGGAAUCAAUCAAGAAUCCGACGAUGAGACAAUUGCCAUAAUUGACGAGGACAACGUUACCACUGCUAGUUCAUUGCUUACAGCGUUUCCCUUGCCACCUGGAUCAGAACCUCACAUGGCCGUGAAGACGCAGGACGGAACAAAGAUUUACGCCCCUCAACGUGACUAUGAAUGGAAUCCGACCUCGGCCCAGACAGGUCUCGAGAUCUUGCAAGAUCAUCUGGAAGAGCUGAGCACGGCAAGGUCGAAACAAGCACAGACAGCCGAGUAUCUUUGGAACAUGAUUGCCCGCAGGGAAGCAGACAAGUUCCCUCCGUACGCGCGCAACGACGAAGCAGAGGAGAUUAUUUUGGAAAGAAAAGCCCUGGAGCUACUCACUAGCAUACAUAGACAAGUCUAUUCACAGAUAGCCGAUCUGGACUGGUGCAUAGCGAACACGAAGAAGCUUAUAUUGCAAUUUCAGACAGAUGGCAAAUGGGUGCCUUCAACAUCUGUACAGUCUUCCGUCCUCUCGGAGGCUAGAGAUAAAAUCUUGGAAAACAUCAGGCUGCACAAGAAAAAUUUGGAAGUUCAACAAACGACAUUUGCGAACGAAGAGAAUAUCAAGAUGAUGGCAAUAUCUGAGGAUGAAAAGGAGGACAUACGGCGCGCGCUGAGAGAGAACUUAGCGGCAACGACGAGGCUGCUGGAGGAUCUUGAAAACGAGGUCGAAAAGGGACAAUGAGCGCAGAACAAGCGCCCACAAGCAUAUUCCGACAGGUUUUGUCCCCCUUUACAAUAGGACUGCCUCUUUGAGGCAAGCUACUCAUCUGGUCCAUCUACAUCCAAGAUUUGAUUGUACAAUAUUUCGAUAUAUUCAUACUUCCAUACAAGAUCUGCUAGAGCCAGCCAUCUAAAACAAAACGCCACUUGAAUGAGCCCGUACUCGCUUCGUCCAGCACAUAGACUAAUGCUUUCACAACUACAAUCAUGCGCCCUUAGUUCUUCCUUCUUCUGACAC